UGUUGCCAACUGGCCCUUUCUGAUCGGCUCCUCGUCUUUGGACUGCUGUCGCGGGAGGCUGGAGUCCUCAAGGAGUGCCGUAGUAUAGUACGAAGUGCGAGUGGAACGCCUGCCUGAGGGAGGGGGCGGAAGAAGCGGUUUGACGACUUGACGGGUUUGUGCGAAGGAGGUGACAAUUUUUGACAGUAAGAUCAGCCUUAGCGAGGAGGCGGGGUCGAGAGCAGCGAACUACUUAUGGAGUGGAGGCAGCACGAUCGUUUGCGGGGGAGAUGGCACAAUGCGCGAACCACUUAUGGAGGCAGCACGAUCGUUUGUGGGCAGCUGGCAGAAUCCGGCACGUGUGACGCCUCAAGUCACGAGCGGGGGGGGUAAUGGAUGCUCGGGCUGCGAUUCAGCCAGUCAGUCUGAAGAUUCUUCCCCGCGUUCUCUGAUUUCCCCAGGCGCUGUCCAAAAUUGUUUCCCGGGGGCGAAGCAGAGAAAGGACUAUAGUGAGAACGGUUUUCGGACAAAAGGACGGUCGCCGUGUAAAUCGUCGUGCAAAUUUAUGCUGGCGAGCUGUGCGCUGCUACGAGUGAAUUACUGAGUUAGCUAGGAAAUAGAGGAGGAGAGUGAGGGGGGAGUGGUGAGGUGUGCGGGUGGACGGAGUGAGGGUGGGAGGUGGAGGAGAAUGUUUAGUUUCUUCUCUUGCUUUUCCGCCUCGCGCCAGACGCCGGAAGAUGUUCCCGAAAAGCAAGUGGAGAGUGGGUCGGGAGGUGAGUUGAGCGGAGACGAUACCGGCGGUUUUGUGUGCGGAGAAUGUGCGUUUGGAUGGAUGAGGAGACGGAACGAUCGAUCACAGGCAAUCACAGAUGAUAUCAAGAAGGGAGGAGGUGGCGGGCCCCAGGUAGCGAGCACUAAAGUCGUCUCCUACGAGGAAGAGUUCAGACCUAUUGUUGCCCCGCAUGAUCCUGGGGUGGAGGAUGGCGGACCGGUCAAGUGUCCGCCGCCGGAUGCGAGCUGCGAUCAGGUUCAUGCGGCGAAUAGAACCGAGGGGCUGUGGAUCGGGGGUGGAGAAGUCAACCCUGACGGGACGCUUAAGGAUGGGUAGGUGUCUCUGUACGGCAGGGGCGCGCCAGGAAUGAAUUAACCACACAGGCAAAUGCGCAUUCAUCCACUGGCCCUUACGGUAAUCAAUCUCCCCUCGACGCGAUGUGAACUCCUGCGCGAAGGUGCUGUUAUGGCAUAUUAUGAUCUAUCGUCGUCCCCUCCCCUAGACGCGAUGAGAACCCCAGCGCGCAGGUGCUGUUAUGGCAUAUCAUGAUCUAUCGUCGUCUCCAUUCCGGCCUCUCACGUCUGUCUUACAGUUAAGCAGUCAGAGGAAUUGUGAAAUGGAUUCAGUUGGGUUCGAUGGAGCGACGGCCAACCUGAGAUUGACUGCUUCGUAAGGCCGCAUAGAGAGCGAAGGUCGGGUGGGGGUGGGGAGAGAGAGAGAGAGAGAGAGAGAGAGAGAGAGAGAGAGAGAGAGAGAGAGAGAGAGAGAGAGAGAGAGAGAGAGCCUCCACCUGUCUCUGCAAUGCAUUGAUUGCUCGGAGAGAAGAAGAGCAAUUCUGCGAACAGAAGACGGUUAGCCGGAGGAGUGCAAUCACAGUGCAUGCAUGCGUUCUACUUUUUUCUUACGAUGGAGGGUGGUGCGCUGGAGAGGGCGCAGGAGGGAGGAGGGUGUAAAAGGUGCUGUGUUGGUCGUCUCUCGCGCAACGAGCGUGUGUUUGUCGACCCCCUCUUUCUCGUGCCCAAGCAUCCGUUAUGUCUAUUAUUACCCUUACGGGCCGGCCGACGAAGGCUGUUUAUCACGUUUUAGGGCGCUUGUGAAACUGCUUGUGGAAACGAAAGCAAGAAGAGGAAGAGUGUUGGCAUUGUGGUGUCCGGAGUCCUUUAGCGACGGACUCUGUCUGUUAUGGAGUAUUAUGAUCUAUCGUCGAUUCCCCUUCGGCCUUCCCCGUCUGUCUGAUAACUAAGCAGCCAGCGCGAUUGUGAAAUGGAUUCAGUUGGGUCCGAUCGAGCGACCGCCAACCUGUUUUGACUGUUUCGUAGGGGCGCACAGAAACCGAAGGUCGGGUGGGUGCGCGCGCGCGAGAGAGAGAGAGAUUGAGAGAGAGCUCCACUGGUAUCUGCAGUGCGCUGCUUGUUCAGAGGGAAGGAAACGGAUUGUGCGAACGGAGGACGAUUAGCCGGAGGGGAGUCUCACAGAAUGACAGUGCAUGCAUGCGGUCGACUAGUUUUUUGAAGAUGGAAGGUGGUGGUGGAGAAAACUCAGGAGGUCGGAGGGUGUAAAAGGCACUGUGUCGAUCCUCCGUCUUGCAACGAGCGUGUGUUUGUCGGCCCACUUACUCGUGCCUAUCCAUCCAUCCAUCAUGUCGAUUUCCCUAAUGGGCCGGCAGAUGAACGGUGUUUUUUUAGGGUGCUUGUAAAACCGAAAACGAGUGGAAGAGCGUUGUCAUUGUGGUGUCAGUGUCGUGAGUCCUUUCGUGACCGACUUCAUCUUCGUGGCUCGAAAAAGUGUCCAUGAGGAGGAUUGUGCUUGUGUAUGUGGAGCUGUGUGAGUGGCAGUUAACAGGUGAGCGCGCAAUACAAGCGUGGGCAGGGGGAGUGGGGAUGAGAGGCGAUUGAAGGUUUAGGCUAUACCCAUUACGUGUUUGGGAUGAGAGAAGAAAAGACAGUCGAAGGAUGUGUGGGGAACCAAAAGAGGAGAAACAAGAGCGAAGGCGGGAACAAACGACGAGAAAAGACAGUCAAAAGGAUGUGUGGGGAACCAAAAGAGGAGAAACAAGAGCGAAGGCGGGAACAAACGACGGGAAGAGAAAAGGGAGCAUUUGCACGUGUAGUAGUGGGGAGAACCAAUGUUGAUUGGCCAAGGGAGAACCAAUGUUGAUUGGCCAAGACGUGCGUUCUGUAUAUGAGGCCGUUGUCGGGGGGGGAGAGAGAGAGAGAGAGAGAGAGGGAUAUGGACAGUUAAAAGGUAGGAAUUCAUUGAGUGGCUCUUUGUCGGCUUCAACAACUUUAUCGGGGCCUUGGCUGUUGUUCACAGUAAAGUAUGGUGUAGAUG
Messenger RNA from Chara braunii, 3082 nucleotides. Lineage: Eukaryota; Viridiplantae; Streptophyta; Charophyceae; Charales; Characeae. The record is from the annotation of a GenBank genome assembly.